AUUCAAUCAUGUGAGGCUCUCAUUCUGUCCAAAAGAUAGGAAAAAUAUAGCCAUAACCAUGGCCCCAAAACAAACCUUUUCACACCUUAUUACUACUCCAAAACACUAUGAAGAAAAACAUUGAACAACCCGAAGAACAAGAGCUCGAAAUCGUCAAGGCGGUGGCACAAGCAUGGCUCGGUCACACCACCACCACAUCGCCCCCAUCCGACUCCAAUGAAUUUGACGCACGUCGUCUCAACUUCAAGAAAAAGCCCACUCGGUUUAAGCAAGAAGCAAUGACCAAACCAACGCGAAACAAUAACCACAAUUAUGGGCUUUCGACGAGUUGGGAUUUCAAGCAAUCACUUUGGGAUUCUUAUGAAAUUGUGUCGGUUUCAAGACGGCUUGAGAGAGGGUUAUUGUUGGAAAACGAGUUGGGUAAAGUUGGAAAGAGAAAAAAGGAGAGUAAGAAUAGCCUUAGAAACAUAUUUCGAACGUCAUCUAUGAAGUCGUCAUCUAUGAAGUCUGAUGAAUAAAAAAUUGUUUCCCGAUUGGUUUUUGUGUAUUCCAAAAACUAAAUUCAAUAAAGGUAAAUAUCACCUUGCAAAAACCAAGGCUUUUAACCCCUAUAAGGGGCCGAUUAUUUACUUAGGUUAGAGUUUGAAUAGAACUUGCGAAAUUGAUAGUAUUGACAGAACUACAACUUUUUAUUACCCUCAUUUAUAUAUUUGUUUCAACUAAGACAUUGAAUACGAUUUAAACUGUUAGAA
Helianthus annuus (common sunflower) is the source of this 752-nucleotide messenger RNA. RefSeq lists its product as uncharacterized. The transcript has a single exon. The coding region runs from base 108 to 518 and encodes 136 amino acids. The record is from RefSeq and is a predicted model, not a curated record. NCBI's taxonomy places the organism in Eukaryota, Viridiplantae, Streptophyta, Magnoliopsida, Asterales, Asteraceae.